AGUAGAGGGGUGUCCAGGAGAAGGUGGGGGAGCUGUGACCCAGAGGGUGGCCCUGGAGGGACACUGGCUGCUGAAGGACACCGUGCAGGGGUGGGCAGCCUGCACUCUCCAGAGGGCUUGAGUUCCCCAGAUUCCACUGCUGGCCCGGGCGAGUGCCUGGAGCUGCAUGGCUUCCUGGAUCGGAGUGAUAAAGUGUGAGAGACAGCACAGGGCCUGUGGGCCUGUGACAGUUUCUGGGACAUGUACGGUGACUCAGCUUUGCCUUUUUUUGUUGUGGAUGCCGUUCUGGGGAUUGGAAUCAGGGCCUCUAACUGAGCUACAGCCCCAGCCCUUUUGUAAUUUAUUUUGAGAUAGGGUCUUGCUAAGUCACUAAGUUACCCAGCUAACCUUCCUGUCUCAGCCUCCCUAGUGUUACAGACCUUCUGACUGACAGGGACUCAGUACACACACCCAUCCCUCUCCUGGCCCUCAUGCUGGAUUAGGCUGCCUAGACCUCGGUCAGGUUGACAUCCGGUCUCUGUGGGGUUUGACCCUUUACUCUCAGAGGUGGGAAUGUGCCCCAGGAUGCAGGGGGCUCACGCCGGGCAACUCCCGUCUUGGGAGAGGGCUUUGUGCCCAUGAGGCCUACUCCAAGAAGUGGGGACAGAGGAAAGAACAAUCUCCUCCUCCUUUCUUUUUGGCUUUGGAGACAGGAUCUUACUGUGUUGUUCAAGUUGGCCUGGAACUCACAGAGCUCCUGCUGCCUCAGCAGACCGCAUGCUGCUUUGAACUGCAGGAUGACGGAGGGGAGUGUCUGCGAUGCGCGGUGCGGACCCAAAAGAUCCCUCCAGGUGCUGGCUGGGGCGCGCCGUCCUCGAGGUGGCCGGCGCCCAGGCCUCUCACCGCAGCCUCUCUUUUGGCGGGAACGGCCCCGCCGUCCGACUCGAUCCCCGAUGCCCGCUCCUAGGCCUGGGGCUUCCCGGCCGCACGGCUCGCGGGGCCGCCGGCUCCGCGUCCUCUCCGGGAUGGGCUCGCCGUCCUCCUUCGCCCGGGCUGUUGAGCGGCGACGACUUGGGCUUCUCUUGUGGAGGAGAUCCGCUUCUCCUCGCCGAGGACUCGCUCUCCUCCGCGGCCCGGCGGCGGCGGCCUCCCUCGGCGCGGCUGCCGCAGUGACCGCGACGGGCUCGGCGCCAGGUGGGGUCGGGCUCCCGCCGCACAGGGCCGCUCGGCGCUCCCGCUUCCCCACCACCGCCAGACCGUCCCGGUACCCACCCCGUUCCCCGGCUCCCCUCCUCUCCACUUCAUUCAAGCUGCCAGCCGCGCAGAGCCAAAGCCAAAGGGGCGGCCCGUCCAGCGGAGAGAGCGCCGGCUGCAAGGAGCGCCUCGCUAGAGCCCCGGACUUCCGCUUCCGGCCCGUGCGCGCCCCAGCAACCCUCAAUAAAGUUUUAUUAGAACACAGUCGUGCUUGUACUUACAGAUUGCCUGUGGCAGUUCUUCUACAAUGGUGGACUUGA
Messenger RNA from Chinchilla lanigera (long-tailed chinchilla), 1493 nucleotides. RefSeq lists its product as uncharacterized. The record is from RefSeq and is a predicted model, not a curated record. NCBI's taxonomy places the organism in Eukaryota, Metazoa, Chordata, Mammalia, Rodentia, Chinchillidae. The coding region runs from base 618 to 1493 and encodes 291 amino acids. The transcript is spliced from 2 exons.